Molecule: messenger RNA, 2459 nt
Organism: Porites lobata
Lineage: Eukaryota; Metazoa; Cnidaria; Anthozoa; Scleractinia; Poritidae
Source: the annotation of a GenBank genome assembly
AUGCUGUUUUCAAAUUACGGCGACUUUCAAACAGAAAACGGGACAAGAUUAUCGGCUAAACUGAGACAAGAUCGGUUUGUUCGUCGACUUAUUGGAAUGCUUGGACUUCAAAGAAAGCUAAAGACGAUUCUCCUGGUUUUACUAGUCAUCUACUUAUCCAUUAACAUCUAUUAUACUUCGCGUACCAUUAUUCAAAACGAAGCUCAAAUAGCUAUGUUAAAGAAAGUGCUCCACAAACCGCUAUGCGUGGCACAUGAGAAAAUUGUUCAAAGACUUCGACGAUUAACGAAAGACCUCAAUUACGUGCGGAUGUCCGUGGAUCGUGAUGUAGCCAUGGCAAGAAUCAUCGACGACCAUUCCGAUAAUCUACGAAAACUUCUCCGAGAAAUUGAGUUGAUUACGAGAUCGAACUUGGACGAUGAUAGGCUUAAACGGCUCAGCGGAGACGAGCCGAAAGCAUCAACAAUUGUCUGCCCUGAACAUUAUAGAGGAUCAAUGUUUGGUUAUCCGUUUUAUAGACAAGGCUUUGAAACGGAAGACUGUUCCCUAAGAAAAGACUUAAAAAUGCACGUGACAUUAAUUUUUGAUGACUUGAUGGUGACAAAGUUAACGGGUCAUCUAGCCUUGCAAACUAACCAAUCAGGUGAAAACAGCCACUUCAAAUGGUUUUUUGAAUUUUUUGAUAGCGUACAUCGUUUAUAUCCCGGAGUCAGAACGCAUUAUAUUUUAGGAAAGAACUGGAAUCAACGCUCCUUUGAUGUGAUAAAGAAUAGGGCGACUGCCAAAUUAUACAAAAAAGCUUCAUUUUAUUCUUUAAGAGAGAAUGUGUUCAGUAAAGCAGAACUUCUUCAGAACAUAAUAGAUGGAGUGAACACAGAGUAUGUUUUAAUUGCACCUCAUGUAACUCACUUCACAGAAGAUGUGAACCUUGAAAGGCUCCUAAGAGUUCUUUCAACUCGUGAAAAAACAUUUUUUGCUGGUGGCAGCUAUAGAAAUUUAACAGGUCACUGGUCAAAUGGUUGUCUUCAAACGCAGCUCAAAAAUUAUACCUUGAUUUACAGGUCCGGCUAUGAUCACUCUAUUGACGAGUGUUUGGUUUGCGACCACCUGUCGGGUCCAUUUCUCGCAAAAACUUCUGCACUUAGAGAUAUUGGCUUUAAGCUUAAUAGUGGACACGGAAUUUACCAAGAUUUAUUUUUGAGAGUAAAGGAACGAUAUAGCCGAUCUCAUCAGGGUGUGACCGGUCAUGGUGUUCAAGCUACAGUAGUGAGUUGCCCGGAUGUUAUGUUUCAUGUGAAGAACGUUUACGUGGACGAUGAGGAACUGGUCGACUUUGCAAACAAGCAUGAAAUUAAAAAGAUAGUCGAAGAAGACGGCAGAAACAGGUGGUUCGGUUGUCGAAGGGGUAUAAAACAUCGUAAUGGUGAAAAGUGUCCGAUAAAGUCGGGGCUUGCUGUUCCGCCAUGUUGUCUGGAGAACUUAGCUGAGGCAAUUAUAUUUAUCAUGUCCCAAUGUCGCGAGAACAAUGCAUCAUGCGAACUUCAAGAAGGGACUUUAUUAGGUGCUGUUAAGCUAAACAAAGUGUUACCUUGGGAAAGAGAUGCUGAUAUAACGUUUCUAACGGCGGACUUUCCGAAGGUUGUCAAGCUACAAGACGUGUUUAUCAAACAGGGAUAUGUAAUUGCUACUAUCAGUAAGUAUAAUAACUUUAGAGUGUUUUUGGACUUUGGCAAGUCUUAAGAGGCGUAUUAAAGAGAUUGUCGCACAGAUGGGUAGGGAAAGCAACGAGUAAGUGAAAACACGCACUGUAUAUACUAGCAUAGUUUAAUGUAGGCCAAUAAAAUUGCGCUUCAGCGCAACGUUAAAGCAAGCGCGAAAUAGUUGGCAUUCUACACAUUCACGAAACACGAAGAUUCUCACAAGCUGAUGGAUUGGUAAAGAGACAAUGUGUUUCACCACAACGAGUUUUCACGUGCAUUUUGCCUAUAUCGUUUUCGUCGUUUCAUUCGUUUAACAGCGAUUAAAGUCUUCUGAUUGUUCGAGUAGAAGUCUACCGUUAAAACUACUGUAUUUUUUCGUUCCUAGAGCAACCAUGGUGUUGCGUGGAAGACAGUUUAGCCGGAGGCAAAAUCGAGUUACUUGCGGACGGUUGGUCCAUUCAGAUGUAUGGUCAGCACAGGAUGAGCCCGAAAGGAACCAACACCAAUGGGCUCCUGCCAACAAAGAUCCAUUUCAGCAACAGCUGGCUCAAUGUACCUUUCAAUCCAGGCCGUUAUGCUAGAAACCGCUAUGGGAAAGAAGUAUACAAGCAUGCGGAACACUGGCUUUCCACAGGCAAACAGUCUGGCUGGGACGCGUACGAGACUGGGGUUUUUAGUUCAUGCCCUGUAAAAGGAUUUCACGGGUGUCUUGAUCAGUAUCAGCCCGACGGGUCAAUACAGUUCGAAAAUCAGUGUUAA